UUUUUUGUUCGCUUACCAGGAACGCUAAGAAUGACGACGUGACAGAAUUCACUUGGAUUUGGACCGUCCACUUGUUGGACAUAUAUUUGUAUUCAACUUGAAAAAAUUGUAGUUUAAUCUUCCUAUUCUUAGAGCAGCAAGAACAAGAUCAAGUCUUGAUAUCGACAUGACAUUGUUAUAAACUAAAAUUUUUUUCUUUAUUCUUGGACGAUAAUGCAAGAUAUAAUCGACUACGUUCCUUUCAUCGAUAUCCACAAGAUGUUGAAGCCGGUGAAAGAAUACGAUGAAGUCAACAGCGUUCAAUUUCAAGAUUGCUGCGACUUUAUUGAAGAUCAGCAUGCUCUUGUACAUGGAGUUUUCGACUAUGGUGAUGAUGUCGCGGAUUCCACUUGGUACGGACGCAGAGUUCUUGAACAUGAACAUGAUCAUGAGUAUCAACGAACCUUUCGGAAGAAGGGCAACUUCUUCUACUGCUAUCGUCGUAGAGGUGGACAAGAAGCUCAUCGUCGAGGUGGACAAGAGGCUCAUACGGUUAGAACAAGAACACGUCGUCCAGCUGGAGUUCGUCGGCACCACCGCGGCUAUCCUUCUGCAAGCGGCACGACCAUCAAAAUCUUGAAUGUGCCGCGCUUGAUUUUUUUCCAAAUCCGAUUCCUCCUGCUCUACAUGUUGCACCAGGAGGUUUUCUGCUCCCAAGGUGGAGAGGCUGGUGGAGGCACAUCAACUCCCUAUCUUAGUACCACUUCAAGAACGACGAGCACAACACUUUCCUAUGAAACAACUUUGAUGUACAAGCACUUCUAUGCAAAGGACUUCUACAAGGACAUGGACGAGAAAGGCGAAAAAUAUCCAGCGACUUACAACUCCUACAACUACGACAGCGACACCAAGAAUAUAUCACCUCCUGUACUACAAUCUCCUUCGUGGAAUGUCGAGUCUAGUAGACCGCAUUCGACUUCGGCUGGCUCCGCUGUCGACGUCUCCUAUAAAGGAGACGUAGAUGUUGCAAAGCCUUAUCAUGAUGAAGAAAAUCAUCGUCUACUAGUAGAAAAAUAUGAUCAUUUGAUCAUGAACGGCACUACCGCCUGUACGAAAGCUACUUCGUCAACUGCUGCGAGCUCAUCAUCCGGCAUCUCAACGUCUACUCCCUCAUCUUCGCUGAUGACCCCAUACAAUAUGUCACAUCCUGAUCCUUUUGUUGAUGGCAAUAAUAUCAAUAUGUUCAUGCCCGACAUGGAGACGCCUAGUACUUUGCCUACUUCGCAACAAGUAGAGCCUUCAGGAGUGGCAGAAGCGUCUUUCUUGCAGCACCUGAACAGAGAGGACAAGUUUGACGUUGUCGACGGGCCUCCAAAUAGUCAUGGUGCCGCAGCGCGUAAUGAGGCAGGAGGGGUAACAAAAUUAUCGCGACCUCGUACUUCUGCGAAAAAGCGCUUCUCAGAAGUAUCGUCCUUUCUCUCUGCGUCUUCAUCUUAUCAACAUGGCGAUACGCCUGGAGCCCGUCGUGUGAAAGAACAGUUAAGGGCUUUAUUUUUCUUAGAUCUUGUUGUCCAAAUCUGGUUUUCUAACUUCAGCUCAUCACACGCUGCACUUUUCUCCUUGUUUCUCGAAUUUCAUUGUUGCGACUAACACUAAAACUAAUGGUUGUUCCUUUACUUAGAUCUUCUUAAUAUACUCCCAUCCACGAGGACCACGACCUAUGAUGUAUGACGUAGAUGUGUGUCUCUACUACUUUUUCAUCUUCCCUCUAACUCUUCAAGAGGCAGAGGAGAUGCUGGUCAGAAGCAUGGUCGCUCCGUUCAGAGGAAAUUUUGGGAAAGACGACAUAUCUGCUGCAUUCUAUGGCGAUCGACAACAGAACACUCACAAAAUCAAUCUAGCACGAUGGGAGGAGGCAACAAAGACCGACAAGCACAGAAAUCCUGCAUCCACCUCUGUAGCGCACAGACUGAAAACAUGCCUUGACUUAAGGCUGAGGUCGAGAAAGAUAUCUGUUACACUAUCUGAUUACCGUGAAGAUUUUGGUCAACAUCUGUUUUGAUACAAAUAUUGGAUUAGCAACAACUAUUAUUACUAGUGUGCUAGUAUUACCUUUACCUGCUCCAGUAGUAGAGCAUGCGCAUUCUACUUAAGUAUUUGUUAUUUUCAACACCGACGUAGCACUUAGUUUUAGUUAUAGGCCAUACAUCAAUCAUCAACAGGUGGAGCUUCUUUUUAGUGCUUCCUCGUGGUUGUAACUGUAGUCUUUCACCUCUAAUCGGAGCGUCGACAUCGAAAGUAAAGGGAAAUUUCGCGCGUGUCAUGGAGAGCAAGGCAAAAGCAAAGCUACUUCAAUUUGAAAGCGGAGCGCCUCCUCCUCCACAGCGUUUCAUCAAAGACUACUACAAAUCUGACGCCGAUUGGUCAGCUACUUUGCGAAGCAAUGCCAUCGCGAUGUGCUUACAAGACGCAAUACUUUACUCCUCCAUUCUUCGACAGGCUUCCUCUCUCCUGUGGUCUUCUCACCGUCUUCCUAAAGACCAGGUUCCGCAGGAGGAGAUGACCCGCAUCCAAAGCCUAAGGAGUACAACUUGGAACGUCAAGCGCGUUAUCGUCCCUGCCGUCGAGGGAAGGAGAGAAGCCCCAGGGACAUUGCCAACAGUGACUCAAGCCUCUCAAGGACGAACACUAGUAUAAUAACCUUAUUCUAUAACUAUAACUACUAGUACUAGUACACUACUUUCAAUUUCAUCAACGUUUGAGUUUGGAACGUCCUAUUGAUGAAACGAAAAAGAACUGCAUUUUUAAUGAUAUAAUCAGGAAAGAGUAACUGUAACGUUGAAGAUGUAGUUAGUUGAUCUUCGAAGGGCUGUCGUUUGGGUUUGUCCUCUUCAAGAUGAUAAGGCUCUUUUAUGUUGUCAGGAGCGCACUGCCACUGGUAAAUAUUACUGGUUAUCUCGCGCUCACGCAGUUCAUAGUCACAUACUCUCAUUACUACAACCACUUGUUUCACCUCGACGUCCUUUUCAACAACUACAGCCACGAAACGAACAGUCUGCUCCAGCACGAGGAAUGGUGUCGAAAAGUUUCGAUGUACAAUUGUUCUCGAAUUUGGAAGCCAUCCCGAUAAUUUCUCCUCUACAUUCUCGUCAUGGGACCACCUCCACCCCUGCAGCUGCAGAGCUGCCACGACAUGCCUCUGAAAGUUCAAUAUGGGCCUCGCCACAUGAUGAAAGUUCUGCAGCCUUGUCUCUGAGUAAUCCGGGUGGUCCGCAGACUAAUUCUUUGUUGACCUUUUUGACCAUGCUUGGGACCGAAGAACCCUCGGAGGAUUUUCUCAAGAAACUCCUCGAACAAAUGGCCUCUAGAACAAGAACAACAUUAAGGCUAUUCCUAAGGCUUCCCCUGAUCCAUCUCUGUAGACAGGAGCCCUCAAGCAUAUGCAUGCGCCCCUCGUCCAAUAGUACGGGGAGAGACGAGAGGCUGACAACGCAUUAUAUGCUUGACGGAUAA
Molecule: messenger RNA, 3492 nt
Organism: Amoebophrya sp. A25
Lineage: Eukaryota; Dinophyceae; Syndiniales; Amoebophryaceae
Source: the annotation of a GenBank genome assembly